This is a messenger RNA of Daldinia childiae, 768 nucleotides long. RefSeq lists its product as uncharacterized. The transcript is spliced from 2 exons. Bases 1 to 768 code for a protein of 255 amino acids. The record is from RefSeq and is a predicted model, not a curated record. NCBI's taxonomy places the organism in Eukaryota, Fungi, Ascomycota, Sordariomycetes, Xylariales, Hypoxylaceae.
AUGUUGAGACUCACUCUCGUCGCUCUAGGGCUCCUUGCAGCUCAGGCCGUAGCACAAUGCACCCGCGAAGACCUCAUUGCUGCUACUGAUAGUCUCCUUGCAGCACAGACUGCGGGAACUCCCGACACGGUAGCUCCUCUGGCCGACACAGUGGUCUACUUGGAAGCAUUUAAGACGGCUGAUAUCAAGACUGGAAUACUGUCUCACGCGCUCAAUAUUGACUUCAACCGUAGUCUCCACGACACCACCCAAUGCGCAACUUACACCGAGAUCGUUGUCACAGACAAGGCGCACCCGUACGUCAUAGGCACGCAACUGCGCUUCGCCGACGGAAAGAUCGCCAAUAUCAGCUCUCUCGUUACUGAUCAGGGCGAUUGGCUUUUCAACGCUACCGGUACCCUCUACUGGGCAUCCCAGGAGAAGUGGGACCCAAUCCCGGAGGACCAGCGCGACAGCCGCGAGGUGAUCCAGGCCGCAGCCGAUGCCUACGCCGACCUCUUCAACGACAAGUCCGUACAAGUCCCUUGGGGACACCCUUGCGCACGUCUUGAGGGUGGUGCUUACACUGGCUCUGGAUCCGCCGACGAUAGGUGUGAUGUCGGUGUUCCCAAUGGAGUCAAUCUGAGCAACCGUCGUUAUGUCAUUGACGAGACUCUUGGUGCUGUUGACAUCUUCAUCGACUUUGCGACUGUUCCAGACAGCCACGAGUUCCGAGUCGAGAAAGGCAAGCUUCGCUACGUCCAUACCAUAACUGUGAUGGGUGGUUAA